This is a messenger RNA of Pantherophis guttatus, 9040 nucleotides long. NCBI's taxonomy places the organism in Eukaryota, Metazoa, Chordata, Lepidosauria, Squamata, Colubridae. The record is from RefSeq and is a predicted model, not a curated record.
AGCAAGCUAAUUAAGAAAGUUCAAAUAAUGUAAUAAUAAAAUAGUUCAGAUUUCUUUAUAUGUUAACAUUAGAAGAAUUUUUAAAAUUAUUUCCUUCAACACAUUUUUCAGUAAACAAUGUUUAAAAUAUUUUAAACAAUGUUUAAAAUGUAUGUAUGUAUAUGAAUAUGAAUAUUUAAAGAUUAUUUGAAUGUAAAAGUAAAAUCUAUACUUAAACAAAGGAGAACAGAAAGAAGUAAAUAGUGCAAGAAAAAUAGAAUAGAAUAGAAUUCUUCAUUGGCCAAGAGUGAUUUGGACACAUAAGGAAUUUGUCUUUGGUGCGUAUGCUCUCAACGUACAUAAAAAGACAAGAUACAUUCAUCAAGAAUCAUAAGGUACAACACUUAAUGAUAGUCAUAGGAUACAAAUAAGCAAUCAGGAAACAAUAUCAAUAUAACUCGUAAGGAUACAAGCAACAAAGUUGCAGUCAUAAGUGGGAGGAGAUGGGUGAUAGGAACGAUGACAAGACUAAUAGUAAUAGUAAUGCAGCCUUAGUGAAGAGUUUGACAGUGUUGAAGGAAUUAUUUGUUUAGCAGAGUGAUGGUGUUCGGGGAAAAAAGAAUAAGGAUAUAGCCUUUAUCACAACUAUAAUGAAAUUUAGUGAUUCUUCACCCCUCUAAGGUUACAGACAUUUUUAUCUAUCUUCUAUCUCGGGGGUCCCCAACCUUUUCGACCUCAGGGAUCACCAAGUUCAUAAUUUUAAAUCCCGCGGACCACUAAUACAAAUCCAGUGCGCCGCUUGCUGAAGCGCCUGGACUGCCAGUGACGGGAUGGGGUCCUUCAGGCACUCUCCAUCCUCUCUCUCUCUCUCUCACUCUCUCUCUCUCUCUCUCUCCCUCUCCCUCUCCCUCUCUUUCUCUCCCCCUCUCUCUUUCUCUCUCCCACUCAUUCUCUCUCAUUCUCUCUGAUUCCCUCUCUCCCUCUUUCAUUCUCUCUCUUUCAUUCUCUCUCUCAUUCUCUCUGUCUCUUUCUCAUUCUCUCUUUCAUUCUGUCUCUUUCUCUCAUUCUGUGUCUCUCUCAUUCUCUCUGUCUCUUUCUCUCUCUCUCUCUCUCUCUCAUUCUCUCUCUGUCAGGUUCCGCAGAACAAAACCCCCAGCCAAAUGAUGUUUAGGUUUGAAGCGUUUAUCUUCUCCGGCACUCACUGACCAUCCAAGCAAUAAACAAUGCAAAGAAAGGAUUGACAGAGCUAACAUCUGGUGCUCCCCACCACCUUUAAAUAGUUCCCAUCGCCACACCCCCUCCUCCACGUGCCUGCCUGUCACCCAGAGCUCCCGGAAGUGCUGAGUCACUGUCUCGUAGUUGUAAAUUUGCUUUGAGGCUCGCCUGCUGCUGGAGACAUUCUGAGGCAGUUCUGGAGGCCCUGUAAGGGGCUUGACAAUAUCCAGCUGUUUGCAACAAGGCUGCCUCCCCUGGGAUCGGCUCCUGAUCGUCUCCCCCCCCCCAAAUGGCAGCUCUGAGCUGAGCAUGCCAGAGCUGAUAUGCGGCCCCUCUACCACGGAGACUGCAUCUGGAGUAGAGAGAACAUGGUCAGGAGGGAUAUGGGUGGUUCGGGCCCCCCCGGCUUAUCUGGGUACUUGUGGUGGAACCGGGCUACCAGUCAAGGUGCCCUAACGUUUGUAUCGGGGACCCAUGAAGCCUCUGACAAAGAGUAGCCUUUCCAUAGGACGAGGUAUUGCAGCUGCCUCCUAUGCCACCUGGUGUCUAGAAGAUCUUCCACCUCAUAGUGCUGUUCCCCGUCUACGUUUACGGGUGGAGGUGGCUGUACAGGACCCCCCCUUAUGUGUGACGGCUGAACUGGCUGGAUCAAGCUGCAGUGGAAGACCGGAUGCAUUUUACCUAAUAAUUGAGGCAAUUUUAAUUGCACCAUGACGGGGUUAAUCACCUUCACAAUAGGAAAUGGUCCAAUGAAUUUAGGGCCAAAUUUCUUACAGAGCACAGAUAACUUUAGCUUUUUGGUAGAAAGGAAUACCAUCUGCCCUACAAAGAAAGGCGUUUGUGGCCUUCGCUUUUUGUCUGCCUACUGUUUGUAUUUCACAGCUGCAUGGUGUAAUGCCGUUUUCACCACCCCCAUACUUAUUGCAUCCGGGCUAUUCACUCCUGCAUACCUGAAUCGGCAGUAGCCACCUGGGGACACUCCGGAAUCAGAAUGAAGUCCCUCCCCAGUGGCUACCUGGAAAGGUUGCGGGAUGGAAGGCUGAGCUAAGGCCUUGGGACAAUCCUAUCAUGUUUACAAAAUUCCGUCAGAAGCGAGCGGUAAACUGCACCCCCCGGUCUGAUAUUAUCCGUUUGGGUACACCAUGGAGCCGAUAGAUGUGGAUGAUAAACAGUUUGGCCAAUUGUUUAGCAGACGGGAGGCCGGUACAUGCUACAAAAUGAGCCUGUUUAGAAAACAGGUCUACAACCGUCCAUAUCACUUUCUUACCCUGGCUGUCCGGUAGGUCCACAAUGAAGUCCAUUGCUAUCUGUUCCCAUGGGCAUAUAGAGUCCCAUGGGCAUAUAGCCACAGGUUGUAACAGUCCGGGAGGGCGCCCUGGCCUGGCUUUCAUGGCCGUACAUAUGACACAGCUGCCUACGUACUCCUUUAUGUCCUUCAUAUGGGGCCACCAGAAUUGGCGAUUGGUUAAAUGCAAUGUUUUGAGGAACCCAAAAUGCCCAGCUAAGCGGACAUCGUGACAUCGACGUAACACUAGCAAAUGGACAGCACUGGGUACAUAUAUUUUGGCUCCCUUCCAGGCAAGACCAUCUCUCUGAGUCAAUAACAAGCGAUUCUCCUGGUACCAUUGAUCUGCUUGUAGGGCUGCCUGGAUGGCCCUGGGUAUGUCCACAAUUUGGGCUCAUGCACGGGUUGUGGAUGACGUAUGUUGGGUAGCUAACACUUUAGUGGGUGGUUUUGGGAUUAUAGCUUGUAUGGAGACCUCCCUCUUUCUGUCAUAUUGUGGUUUACGAGAGAAGGUGUCCGCGGGGAAGUUCUUUUCCCCCGGGAUGUACUUCAGCGUAAAGUUGAAUCUCCUAAAAUAUAACGCCCACCUCAACUGUUUCGGCGAUAGUCACUGUGGGGAUUGGAGGGCUUCCAGGUUCUUAUGGUCUGUCCAGACCUCAAAGGCCAACCCUCCCCCUUCUAAUAAUUGCCACAUUUAACAAGGCCCACCGGACUGCGAAUGCUUCCUUUCCCUAUAUUGACCAAUUACAUUCAGUCUCAGUCAAUUUUCUGGAGGUAUAAGCACACGGCUGGAGGACCCUGUCAUUGUUCGUCUGUAGAAGAGCGGCCACUGCCAUGUCACUAGCGUUGACCUGGACUACAAACGGCUUGUCUGUUUCUGGGUGUUUAAGCACUGGCUCGUUUGCAAACAGGGCUUUCAAUUGCUCAAACGCCUGCUGACACUCAAUCGUCCAUACCACCUGACAACCAGGGUGUAGGGACUUUUUGAGAUGUUUUGUUUUCAAGAGAUCAGUCAGUGGGAGAGCCACUUGGGCAAAGGAUAGGAUGAACUGGCGAUAGAAAUUAGAGAACCUCAAAAAACUAGCUGUUUGCGAGUUUUGGGGGCUUGCCAGUCCAACAUCACCUUUACCUUCGCAGGAUCCAUUUCAACACCGUUAGGUGAGAUACGGAACACAAGGUAAUCCAGCCGUGACCGGUGGUACUCACAUUUCAAUAAUUUUACGUAUAAUUGUGCCGCUAGUAGAUUUUUCAGGACCUGACACACUAGGGCGACAUGUUCCUCCAUGGUCCUGGUAUAUAUUAAGAUAUUGUCUAGGUAGACGAACACCCCUUUGUAUAAAUGUUCAUGCAACACCUCAUUGAUGAGCUGCAUGAACACAGCUGGAGCUCCCUGGAGGCCAAAGGACAUAACUCUGAACUGAUAGCUUCCCAGGGGACAAUUAAAGGCUGUUUUCCAUUCGUCCCCUGCCCAUAUCCUUAUCCAAUAAUACGCCUCCCUGAGAUCUAACUUUAUGAAAACACGGCCCUCCGCCAACUGGGCCAACAUAUCCUUCAUCAACGGGAGAGGAUAUAAGUGCUCUAUAUAGACUGCGUUAAUUUCCAGGAAGUCAACACAAAGGCGUAGGCCUCCAUCUUUCUUUUCGUGGAAAAGGAUGGGUGCCGCCACCCGGGACCUCGUUGACUGAAUGAAUCCCCUUUUUAGAUUUUUUUUCUAUGUAUGCCCUCAUCUCUGUCAGUUCCUGUGGGGUCAUAGAAUACAAUUUGGGCUUGGGUAGUUUAGCUCUGGGGAGGAUCUCAAUAGCGUAAUCCGUGGACCGGUGACGAGGUAGGGUGUUACACUCUCAUUUGCUAAAUAUCUGUUUCAGGUCUGCAUAUAUUCUAAGGAAUUCUCCAUCAUCCGUUGUUUUAACAUGGGGUAGUGUGAUACUUCGCCCCUCCCUAUCUGGUCUCGGUUCUUGGAGUUUCCCCUCAUGGGGUGGCUGGUCAGGGCCAAUCCCUAUCCGCAGAUGGCGAGAGCCACUCCCCCACCAUAUUGUUGGGCCCCACUUAUCUAACCAUGCUAGGCCAAGUACUAUCUCCUCCGUAAUACUCGGGACCACAAUAAACCUCAGUGUCCCUAGAUGUUGCCCAAUACCACCCUUUCUGUGACAUGCAUGGCUGGUCGACUCCCCAACAAUGACCCAUUCAUUUUCUCAAAGCAUAUUGGCUUUGCCAGUGACCUAAGGCCUACCCCCAAACUGGCGGCUAUGGUAGCAUUCACCAAACAACGAGUACACCCUGAAUCAAUCAGGGCUGUACAGUUCCGUCGUUUGCUUGCCUCUACCACCACCGGUAUGACAAAUGGUUUGACCGGUCUACAUACCAUUGGAUCGGAGUCUCUUUCCAUGUCCACUGGCAUCAGGGGUGUCAACUCUGCUACUAAACGCGGUAUGGAGCGUGCUUCCCUGGCUUGCCCUCUGUGAUUUCUCUGGCCCAUCCUUGAUGCUCUUCCUGGCUGUUCCCUUCUUUGUGCUGGAUGAACUACUGGACCCCUUUGGAGCGUUGUCAUUGCAGUCAGCCGCCCUGUGACCCUGCCGCCCACACUGGAAACGUGAUCAGCGGCCUGACCAAAGAUGGCUUUCCAGGUCCAGGUGCCACAGGGAGAGGGGCCAUUGCUGAUAGUAGGGGCCCCCAUGGCCCAAGGCCUGUGGUCCGGGUUGGAGAUGGCAAUGGCCUUUGUCCUCAGGCUCCCCACUCUCUUUUUGGUCUGUCUUCCCGGAAUUCCACAUCGAGUUCCAUUGCGGCCUGGAACCAUACUGGCAAUCUUGGGGGCAGUCCUCAGCACAUACAGGUGCGGCAUAGAGCACAGUCAAGGCCGACCUUGAAGUGAUGCACAAUCAGCUGCUCUGGCCAACCCCUUGUCAGCUAGGCGCCAGAAUUCCCUAAUGUAUUCUCAUACAGGCCUCCCCCGUUGUUUAACUGCAAGCAGUUCAUCCUCCGCUUCCUGGGUCCUUGUACUGUCCUCGAAUCAUUCUUGCAAUGCUGCUAAGAACAGACCUAUGUCGCCUAGUUUGGCAACGUGUUCUACGUAGAGGUCCACCACCCAAUCAGCGGCCUCUUCAUCCAUUACUGCUGCCACCGCCAUUAUCAUGUCCCAAUUGGACGUGUAUAAAUGGCCGUAACGGUCCAGGUGGUUUACAACCUGGCCCAGUAAAAGGGCUACUUUCCCUGGGCUGCCGUCAAAUGUGGCCCGCACUGGUGGUGGAUCCCAAUGUUCCAUGGCCAUGGCCAACGGACACACCUCUGUGGCCUAGGGGGGGUAGUUCUCAUAUCCUGGUGACCUCUCCCCCAGUACGUGCUAACCUCCAGGGAACUGAGGUGUCUGGUGACCACCCGGCCUGGAUGGCCGGCGGUCUGUCCCUGUGGGCUUCUCCUGGGGGUCUCUGCUGGGAACCCGAAACCCACCGGCCACCCCUCCUGGCUGUUGGGGUCCGUGUGGUGGGUGGCCUGUUGCAGCCAGGUCCCACCAUCCACUGUCAUGUCCUGGCUCACGAAACCCACCGCCCCAAACAACUCCUGCAGCACGUCUAUGGUCUGGCUGCCGACUCUGGUGGAGAAGCUCCAAUCGUUAUCUGAUAUCCUCCUUUCCUGUCACUGGGCAAAAUGGGUCCCAGAUGGGGUGAGUGGAGGAACAGACGGCAGAGUGGCCCUGCGGCCCAGACCCCAUUCCCCACUGGAUCCUGGUGGCCUUUGUCCAGCCUCUGGCUCCCCAUGCUCCACCGGAAGCUCCCUUGCGCUGGAGUGGUCUUUGGGUCUAAUGUCCAGGGAUGCCUUCCCUGCCAGGUCUGGUAUGGCUUCCAGUACAGUGACUUCAGUUGCCACUGCAGAAUCCUCCAAAUCAGCUACCUCUAACCCCAAUACUGUAUCUUCAGCCAUGGUCAAGAGCUCUGUCAAAUUGUCAGGUUCCGCAGAAAAAAACUCCCAGCCAAAUGAUGUUUAGGUUUGAAGCGUUUAUCUUCUCCGGCACUCACCAUCCAAGCAAUAAACAAUGCAAAGAAAGGAUUGACAGAGCUAACAUCCGGUGCUCCCCACCACCUUUAAACAGUUCCCGCCACCACACCCCGUCCCCCAUGUGCCUGCCUGUCACCCAGUGCUCCCGGAAGUGCUGAGUCACUCUGAGUUGUCUCACAGUUGUAAGUUGUGCUUCUGAGGCUCGCUUGCUGCUGGAGACAUUCUGAGGCAGUUCUGGAGGCCUUGUAAGGGGCUUGACAAUGUCCAGCUGUUUGCAGCAAGGCUGCCUCCCCUGGGAUCGGCCCCUGAUGGUCUUUUCUCCCCCUCCCCGAAUGGCAGCUCCAAGCUGAGCAUGCCAGAGCUGACACUCUCAUUCUCUUUCUCUUUUGUUCUGUCUCUGUCUCUUUCUCUUUCAUUCUCUGCCUCUUUCUCUCUGUGUCUCGUUCUGAUUCUCUCUGAUUCCACUUCAUUGUCUCUCUCUCUCUCAUUCUGUCUCUCUCUCUUUUUCAUUCUGUCUUUCUCUCUCUCUCCCCAACCUUUCUCUCUAUCUCUCUUUCUCCCCCUCUCUUUCUCUGUCUCAUCUCUCUUUCCCCUUUUUUCUCUCUCUCCCACUCUCACAUUCUCUCUCUCAUUCUCUGUCUUCAUUCUCUCUCUCAUUCUCUUUCUCUCAUCUCAUGGGCCAGCCAGUGUCUUGGGGCUGAGAGGAAGUCAAGCAUCUCCCCAAGAGACCGAGGUGUGUGGAGCACCAACAAGGGCCGUAAGAAACGGCCAUAAGAUCCUGCAAGAGACGAAGCUUCGCUCCUGCUCUGGAAUAUGGAGCAAAUCUCCAUCCCCCACCCUUCCCUUGCCAGGCGAAGAGUGAGAGGGAAGGGAGGGCGAGGGGCGGGGAUAGCCACUGGUAGGUUCAGCCAACAGGAAGCUACAGCAAGGGGAAGAAAACAGCCCGGGGCUCCCGCCACCCGUUUCUUCAGCCACCUGCACUGCCACCCCCUUUGCACCAUUUCCUCAUUCCGGCCAGCGAGGACUGCGCUGCAAAGUUGCAAGUUGCACGAACUUCCCUCUACAUUUAUUUACAGCCCCAGCAUGAGCUGCCUGGCCAGUCCCAUAUUCCAGAGCUCUAGUCACAGGACUGGCCAUUGCUCAUCCCGGAGCAGCUCUUCCACCCAGGUGCGCUGCAGACCACCAAAAUUUUGUCACGGACCACCGACGUUUAUACAAGAAACGAUGAUGGCUAUGCAGGAGAAAAUGUCAAAUAACCAUUCUGAAUUAAAAACAGACAUACAUGCACUGGACAAGAAGAUGAAUGAAAUUCAAGUCUCAAUAUUCAAUAAUGAGCAAAGGAUCCAGAAGGCGGAGCAAAGAAUUGAACAGAAUGAGAAAAAACUAGAUACGGUAGACCAGACGUUGACGAUGCAGAACAAGGAAUUAGAAGAUUCAUUAAUCCAACUGGAAAUGUACAGGGCUUCGUUUUACUUACGGUUCCAAAAUGUCAUAGAAGACAAAGAUGAAGAUCUGGGAGAAAAAAUGGCUGAACUGAUAGCGGAAGUGCUCCAACAGAGUAAGCAAGAAAUUAUUAGAGAAUUGGACGAUGAUUAUAGGGUACAAACAAAUUAUGCGAGGAGAAACAGGCUCCCCAGGGAGGUCCACGUGAGGUUUGCGAGAAAGAAAGUGAAAGACAUCUUGUAUAACAUGGCGAGAAGGGCAAAUUACGUAUAGAGGAAAAGAGGUGAUCAUAUUAAAGCAAGUGCCAAGAAGAGUGAGGGAGGUAAGAAAGGACUACAGAUUCCUAGCCAUGCAAUUGAAUAAAAGGAACAUACUUUUUAGAUGGCUCUUGCCAGAAGGGAUGUUAAUUACAUGGCAGGGGAGGAAAAUAAAAAUAGCCUGAGUUCAGCACAAGAUUUCCUCAACCAGCUAAGAGGGGCGGAAGAAGAAUAGAGCAGUAAAGAGGAAAUCGAGGCAAUUAACCUAGAAGAAGAAACUUCACAUAAACGAAAUAGUAAAGAAGAAAUCGCGGAGGAGAAGAAGAUAGAAGAAGAAGAAGCCAAAGGGAAAAAAACAAGACCAGUAAGAGCCGUAAGAACAAACAGGAACUAGGAACCAGACAAGGAAAUCAGGAAUGAAUAACCUAAAACUAAUAUCAAUAAACGUUAACGGAUUGAAUGAUUACAAAAAGAGGAAGUCAACACUCACAAAGUUAGCGAAACAAAAUGCAGACAUAAUCUGCUACAGGAAGUUCAUAUAAAAAAGGAUGAGGGCACUUGUCUAGAAUACACAAAAUACGGCAAAAUAUUUACUUCACUAGCAGAGAAAAAAAGGGGGGGUAGUAAUUUAUGUAAAAAAGGAAUAGAAGCUGAAUUAAAGUACAAUGAUACAAAGGGCAGAACUCUUAUGAUCGAGGUCACUAGAGGUAAUUCCAAAAUGCUAAUAGCGGGCAUCUAUGCUCCAAACAAAAAAUGGAGAAUACUUCCAAAAACUCCAUGAACAAUUAGGAAAAUUGGCACACAACGAAAUUUGCAUUAUAGGCGACUUCAAUGGCAUUGUAGAUCCGGACAAAGAUUAUAAAAGUAAUAA